Emiliania huxleyi CCMP1516 is the source of this 1257-nucleotide messenger RNA. RefSeq lists its product as hypothetical. Gene Ontology annotation, cellular component: cytoplasm; nucleus. The transcript has 4 exons. Gene Ontology annotation, molecular function: mRNA binding; metal ion binding. Bases 1 to 1257 code for a protein of 418 amino acids. The record is from RefSeq and is a predicted model, not a curated record. Lineage: Eukaryota; Haptophyta; Isochrysidales; Noelaerhabdaceae.
AUGGAGGCACGGCGAGGAGCGUGCGCAGAGAGCGGUGGUCAGGAGGAGGGCGCGAGCGGCGUGCGCGCGGGAGUGGCCGGCAGCGUGGCGGCAGCACUGGCGGCUGCUGGCUCGGCUGGCUUCCAAGGCCGGCGCUCCUCGCGGGCACCGGCGCAUCGUACGCGCACGGCCGAAUUGUUCCCGGUUAUGCCGGCGAGAGUGUUCGUGCGCGGCGAUAACCUUCGCAUGACAACCGAGGAGGCUCUGAUGGAACACUUCGGGCAGUGCGGCCCCGUGCUCAGCGUGAAGAUGAAGCGCUAUCCAAUCAACAGUUGCGUCAUCACCUUUGAAUCGCCGAGUGCCGCCGAGCUGGCCUGCAGCGACCUGGCAAGGUCCGUGCUCGAGACCUCGACAGGGCCCUUGAGGCUCCGCACCGAACCGUUCGAGAGCGCGAGGGAUCCUGCCUCCACCGGAACGGACGCCGCCCGGCCCGCACCACCGAGGCACGUCGCACCGGCGCCUGCAGCGGCCCUGAGAGUGAACUGCCGGGUGACGUGGACAGCGGCUGAUGACGACAUCCCGGCCGGCCACGAGGGCGUCGUGCUCGAGUUCCUCAAAGAUGCUGGGCGUGUCCGUGUCAAGUUCCCCAACGGCACGUGGAACAUAAAGCGGCAUGAGUUGAGGGUGGUGGAGGCGCCGCCGCCGCCGCCUGGCCCUCCGUCGGCAAACGGCCGCACCGAGCAGCUCUGCUCGUACUUCCAGAGGGGCCACUGCCGCAACGGCGAGCGGUGCCAGUUUGUCCACGGCGGCGAGCAGCUGGCCGCGCCAAUCGGAGAGGCGGUGGCGGACGCAGUCUUUGUGUGUAAGCUUGACUGGGGGGCGACCAGGGCUGAGGUAAAGAGCCUCUUCGAGCGGGCGGGCGCGGUCAAGGGCGUUGACUUCCUGCCGCGCGGCGCCGGCACCGACUCGAGGCGAGGCCAGUGCGCCGUCGUCCACUUCAGGAGGGCUGCCGACGCGUCUCACGCGAUCGCAACCCUCGACAACGCGACCUUUGUCUCCGCCUACCGGCCGAGGCGCAACGGGCUGCACGCGGCGGGCGGCGAGGAGGCGGCGCGGCCUGCCUCGCCUCCUGCAGCGGCGCCGGCGCAAAAGGCGGCGGCGCGGGCCCAGGCGGGGGUGGCGGCCUUCGAGGCGAGCGGUACCUUCGAGGCGAGGCUGGGCCAGCUGCUGGCCGAGGUCAAGAUCCCGUCGCACGGCUCGGGCCUGCCACCGAGCUGA